Messenger RNA from Aspergillus glaucus CBS 516.65, 1761 nucleotides. RefSeq names its product sugar porter family MFS transporter. The coding region runs from base 181 to 1680 and encodes 499 amino acids. The record is from RefSeq and is a predicted model, not a curated record. NCBI's taxonomy places the organism in Eukaryota, Fungi, Ascomycota, Eurotiomycetes, Eurotiales, Aspergillaceae. The transcript has 3 exons. Gene Ontology annotation, molecular function: carbohydrate:proton symporter activity. Gene Ontology annotation, cellular component: membrane. Gene Ontology annotation, biological process: carbohydrate transport; transmembrane transport.
ACGGCGUUUGAUGCAUUCAGCUUGGCCCUGAUGUCGGGUAAUGAACAUGAUGCAUUACCAAUCGUCAUGCUUGGAAAGUCCGGGGUACUUCAGUCUCUCAGCUGAUUUCUCGUCUAUCAUAAAUGGGACCAUCCUCUUUUUCACAUCUUGUUCAAAUCUCACGAGGUGACUGACUGCAACAUGGCAUUCGGGAAUUUGCGUGUGUACGUGCUGGCCACGGUGGCAUACACUGGCUCCUUUUUAUUCGGCUAUGAUACUGGUGUGAUGGGUAGUGUCUUGGAGCUGCAGAGCUUCAAGAGUGAUUUCGGUCUUUCCGCCUCAGGAGGCUUUUCAAGCAGCGAGAGUGCGCAGGUCUCGUCCAAUGUCGUGUCCCUUCUGACGGCCGGAUGUUUCUUCGGUGCCAUUCUGGGUGCCUUCGUCAACGAAAAAUACGGUCGUCGAUACUCCAUCAUGGGCUUCAACAUGAUCUUCCUCAUCGGUGCCGCCGUGCAAAGCGCUGCAAACGGCUCGCUCUCCUAUAUCUACGGCGGGCGUGUGAUUGCAGGAUUCGGAAUUGGUGGCAUGUCCUCCAUCACUCCCGUCUUCGUGUCUGAGAACUGCCCUCCGAAAAUCCGUGGUCGUAUCGCCGGUCUGUUCCAGGAGUUCCUCGUCAUCGGUGUCACGGUGGCCUACUGGCUCUGCUACGGUGUUGGCGAGAACAUCGCCCCUACGACUAAACAAUGGCGGAUCCCUAUUGCCUUUCAGCUCGUGCCUGGCGGUCUCAUGUUUAUCGGGAUGUUCUUCCUGACCGAAUCCCCCCGUUGGCUCUCCAAAGAAAACCGCUAUGAAGAAGCCCUCAAGGCCCUGGCAUACAUGCGCAGCAAGCCCAUGGAUGACCCGGACGUCCAGGCUGAAUUCUCCGAAAUCAAAACAGCCGUCGAGCACGAGGUCGAAGAAACACAAGGCCUGACAUGGCGCGAGACCCUCCAAUCCGGCAACCGUCUACGCUUCAUCAACUGUUUCAUCAUGAUGUUUUGGCAACAGUUCUCCGGCACAAACAGUAUCGGAUACUACGCACCCCAGCUCUUCCAAACCGUUGGUGUCACGGGUGGCAACACUAGUCUGUUCACCACUGGUAUCUAUGGUGUGGUCAAGGUCGUCGCGACGGGUAUCUUCCUGAUCAUAGGUAUCGACAAGAUCGGCCGUCGCUGGUCCCUCAUCAUCGGCGGCUGGUGGAUGAGCGCCAUCAUGUUUGUUCUGGGCGCGGUGCUGGUCAGCAAGCCCCCGGACCCGGACAGCACGGGCGGGGGUAUUUCCUCUUCCUCUCUUGCCAUGGUCGUCAUGAUUUAUCUGUAUGUCAUUGGCUACUCCGCCUCCUGGGGUCCGAUUCCCUGGGUGUACGUAUCUGAGAUCUUUCCUACCCGUCUGCGUGCGUAUGGUGUCGGUCUGGGUUCUGCUACGCAGUGGCUAUUCAACUUCGUCAUUACCUACAUAACCCCCGCAGCUAUUUCCAACAUCGGCUGGCGCACAUUCCUCUUCGUCCGGGAGACCAAGGCCCGUUCUCUUGAGGAAAUGGACGUCCUCUUCGAACGGACAUUUGCGUUCGGGCAUCUCCGGGACAUCGAGCACCGGCCUGAAACAAAAUUGGACGAUUCGAAGGGCGAAGUUACCGAGCAUGCGGAGGACGUUGACCGCCGAUAGUCAAAUUUCUUUUUCAUUAGCAAUAGCGAGUACAGGUAUAGCAAUGAUACACCUAUUUCAAUAACCGGGUUUGUUCAUACU